CUCAUUUCUGCUACCGCCAAGAGUCGACGGGCGCUGACACUCAGAAAACUCCGUGCUCGGGAGUGCACUCCGCGUCUCCGCCGACGCCGAACGCCGCCGAGGCCAGAACAGAACGCCGCUGACCCGCCGUGAGACCGUUAAGCCGCUACCCUCGGAGUCGCCGCUGUUUUUAUCAAGGAGCCAGAGAAACAUGUGUUUCAUCUCGCUACAGAUAAGCUGAACUUUGGAGGCAUGUACAUGUGGUUCUAGUUAAAAUCCCUUUGGGAAGCCACCCUAGGCAUACAUGUUGAAGUACAGAAACCCUAAGCAUCUUUCGAUGCUUAAUCACCUUCGGUUUUAUCUUCCCAAGGCUUACCAUUGGUUCUUUUCAACUCCUUCGCAUCUGCAAUUGCUCCACCAUAAAUCAUCCAUUGGUCCUUUGGUCUUCUCUGUCUCCUUCUUCUCUACCAAAGCCUUAGAACCCAACCCGGUUUUCUACAACUACCUGAUCGAAACCUUGAAAUUCCCCAAAUCCAAAGCCCACGACGCAUCUUGCCGCUUGCCAUGGAUCAAAACCCUAGAAAAACCCAAAUCCGUGGUCCAGUACCUCAGAUCGAUCGGCUUCUCGGACGCCCACGUCCAAACCCUAGUGCGCUCCGCCCCGCAGCUCCUCUGUGUCGACGUCGAGAAGACGCUGAAACCCAAAAUCGCUCUGCUCCAAGAGCUCGGCCUCUCCGGCGACGAUGUUGGUAAGUUCACCUCAGUGCAGCCGUAUCUGUUAACUCGUAGUUUGGAUUCCGUGAUCCGGCCGUCCAUUGCGUUCAUCAAGGAGUUCAUCAAAGACGAAUCCGACAACCGUAACUUGUUUCUGGUCUUAAGGAGGUGUCUUUGGAUCCUCUCCAAAAGACCAGAGGACAUGCUGCUUCCCAAUGUCCAAUACCUGAGGAGUUGCGGCAUCGCCGGGUCCCAGCUUGAGAGACUCUUUAGAAGGCAGCCUAGAAUCUUCACCAUGUCUCUACCCAUGCUCAAGGACCUAGUUUCCAGGGUUUCUGAUAUGGGGUUUUCGAACGAUUCCAAAAUGUUUGUUCAUGGCCUGCAUUCUCUCAGCUGCAUAUCCAGCGAGACGUACACGAGGAAACUAGAGCUUUUCAAGAGCUAUGGCUUCUCAGAGAAAGAGUGUUUGUCAGUGUUUAGGAAGUCCCCAUCAGUUCUGAGGACUUCCGAGGACAAGUUGAGGCUUGGGAUUGAGUUUUUCUUGAACAGAAUUGAAGCCGGGAAAUCUUUGCUGCUGGCUCGGCCUUCGGUGUUGAUGUUCAGCAUGGAAGAGAGAGUGUUUCCCAGGCACCAGGUUUUGAAUCUUCUCAUGGCCAAAAAGCUUUUGAAGAAAGAACCCAGUUUUGUUAAUGCCAUUUUUUUGCCAGAAGCAGAGUUUCUGGGGAAAUAUAUUGCAAGGUUUCCUGCAGAAGCUGAAGAACUGUUGAUGGCCUACAAGGGUCAUCUUCUAGUCUAGAUUCUGAAAAAUUCAAUUCUUUUUCUUGCCCAAAUACAUCAUGUAGUGUCCAUUACAUCAAAAUGUCAUCAAAAUGUACUCUAGUAUGUAGUUUGAUUUUUAAGGGCGAAUAGUUUGAUAUUUAAGGGCUUGAUAUUGGAACAAAAGGUCAUAAUGUGA
Molecule: messenger RNA, 1648 nt
Organism: Cuscuta campestris
Lineage: Eukaryota; Viridiplantae; Streptophyta; Magnoliopsida; Solanales; Convolvulaceae
Source: the annotation of a GenBank genome assembly